CCUACUACUCCACAUUACUCUGCUAAAUACUAUGAUAGCCAAUUUGAAUACAGACAUGUGAUAUUGCCAGCAGAGAUAUCAAAUAGAAUACCAAAGGGAACAUUGUUGACUGAGGAGGAGUGCAGAAAGUUGGGUAUCAUCCAGUCGACUGGAUGGUGCCACUACGCCAACCACAAGCCAGAGCCACACAUCCUUUUGUUUAGACGUCCACACUCUGGUCCAAUCCCCAACGACGUUGACUAUUUAUAA
This is a messenger RNA of Acytostelium subglobosum LB1, 249 nucleotides long. RefSeq lists its product as hypothetical. The record is from RefSeq and is a predicted model, not a curated record. The annotation marks the transcript as partial. NCBI's taxonomy places the organism in Eukaryota, Evosea, Eumycetozoa, Acytosteliales, Acytosteliaceae. The transcript has 2 exons. Gene Ontology annotation, biological process: regulation of mitotic cell cycle. Gene Ontology annotation, molecular function: histone binding; ubiquitin binding; cyclin-dependent protein serine/threonine kinase activator activity. Gene Ontology annotation, cellular component: SCF ubiquitin ligase complex; cyclin-dependent protein kinase holoenzyme complex.